This is a messenger RNA of Paramuricea clavata, 20085 nucleotides long. The record is from the annotation of a GenBank genome assembly. Lineage: Eukaryota; Metazoa; Cnidaria; Anthozoa; Malacalcyonacea; Plexauridae.
AUAGUAAGAAGUUGAAGAGAAAAUGCCUGUUCCGCUUAUCAGCGAAGGCGAAUACAUACCGCGGGUCGAGAACUUUGAUUCUCUUCAUCCAAACGACGACAAGCCGGUAAAUUGCCAACCAAAUAAUGUCUCACCAAACCAUCAAGCUCAUGCUAGAAUGUACCCAACCGAUGCAUCCCUACAUAUACCCACUCACAAUGAAGCAAAGACAAAUGGGAAUCACGCUUCUACAAAAGUCGUAGACGAGAAGAAGUUUUAUUUUCCCCCGUUUGAUGUAAAACACCGGGCCCAAAGUCGACCUAAUGAAGCAAAACAAUCUCCCUAUAUUUUUGCUGAGAAAAUAAAAAACCAUUGCGUGGUUGAACCACAUCAUGGCCAUAAACAUUACCAUAAGCAUGAAUACCACCAUGGUGAUAAUGAGAGCGACCACAUGUUUUGCUGUUUGGAAAAUUCGUGCACAGAACGCGACGAGAAUCCUGAAUUCGUGUCAGAUUGCGCGGAAGAGUUGAAAUACAGUGUUAAAGUCCAUGAUAGCGUGAUUAUCCACGAGGCACCCCUGCAGACAACGAAGCUUCGAGUGCAGAAUAUUUGCUGUCCCAAGGAGGGUCGUAUCGUGCAGGAGGAAUUAGGCAAGCUACCGGGGAUUAAUACCAUAAGAGUUAAUAUCCUAGGCCGUGUUGCAUAUAUAUCACAUGACCAGGACAAAGUAACACCGCCAGAAAUGCUGGAAGCCUUGAACAAACGCCAUCUUGGGGCGUCCAUUGUGGAUGCAGGGGCGGAGGCGGAAGUCGAUCAUGGAUUUCCUAGACAGCUUAAAAUCCUCCUUGCAAUCCUAGCUGUACAAGCUGUCUUAUUCGGCAUCGCGCUAGCAGCUAUGUUCUCUCAUGCCUCCUGGUACAUGUGGGUUGCUAUUGUUCAAAUUAGCUUCGGAAUGUUGCCGGUGUUAAAGAAGUGCUAUCACGCAAUCUACCAUCUGCAAAUCGAUUUGAAUGUUCUCAUUACUGUGACAGUGAUAGGCACGCUGGCCAUUCAGCAGUGGAUCGAAGGCGGAGCUGUGGUAUUCGUCUUUAUUCUGGCGAACUUUCUACAGGAGUUUUGUUUCUAUCGCGUCCACAAGACUAUCUCAAGUCUCAUGCUAGCUAAGCCUUCCAAAGCAGUCAUGGCCUGCACAGGGGAACUGGUACCCAUUGAAGAUGUUUCCAUUGGUAAGUAUUGUUGGAAAUUAGGCUCAUGCAGUCCCUUUUACCGAGUUUAACAAUAUUUUCCAAUAGGCAACUCCAGCUAUAGACUACGUUUUGAUCUAUAGGUAAGCUAUAAGAACAAAAUCUAUUACCACAGCUAGAAAGGGCAUGUUAAAAUUAGUAAAAUUGCAACGUUUGGCCACGAAAUGUUGUAAAAUGCGGAAAAUAUACAACCCUGCGAAAUUUGCAAAUUUUGUAUUAAUUUGUACAACUAGAAAAUACAUGCAUGCAGAAACCCUCGCCUUGCUGACAAAACCAAUGUUAUUUUCCGAACAUGGAGUAUCUAAGGUAGUUGUUAUGGUAACACGAUAAUUUUUUAAGAAUAUUCUUACAAAUGAAAAAUCGCCCAAAAAUAUCACUUUUAAUUACAGAAUUAUCAAUUUUCCAACAUAUGUAUGUUAGGUACGUAUUAUUAUUAUUAUUAUUAUUAUUAUUAUUAUUAUUAUUAUUAUUAUUAUUAGCAUGACAAAAUUACUGGAUUCUGAUUGGUUGAGAGGAGUACAAUUAUUUCAUUAAUUGUACUGCAGUACAAUUAAUGAUUUUCCCAAAACAAACAAAAUGGCGGAAAGAUAUUUUAAACACAAAUGUGAAAUGAAAUUGCCGUGGAGGAACUAGAUGAAAAUACGAACAAAAGCACCAAAUUUUACUUGAACAAAAGAAGUUACUCAAUGAAAAUACAAACAAAAGCACCUAAUUUUUGUUGAAAGUCUGGCAGGACUGGGCUUUGGCGAGAGAAUAUGAUGUUGAAAUUGAGAAGUACGUAUCCAAUUUUGUCAUGCUACUAAUAAACAAGUAAUCAUGCGAUGUUGCUCGUACAAUUAGGGAUUACUAUUUACUCGUGAUGUUUGGAAAUUUGCCAAAUUGGACUCGCUCCGGCGGCUCGUCCAAUUAUGGCAAAAUUUUCAAACAUCACUCGCACUAUUAAUCCCUAAUUGUACAAGCAACAUCGCAUGAUUACCUAUACAUAUAAACUUCAAUUUAAGGUAAAAUUCAACCACAAACGCUUCGCAAAACGUUUUAAAGUGUUUUUUAUAAAACUAAACUCGAGACUAAACUGCCUUUAAUUAAAUGGCUUUAUCGAUAAACUUCGAGUUUGCAAUAAAAUGAUUUCAAAUUCUUGCAUGCAAAUAACUUUGCUUUCUUUUUUAUUUAAAAAAUUCAAUAUAAUAAAAAAGGGAAUCAAUAUUAAAGAUACACUGAAAUUAUAUGCUGUCUUGUUUAGCUGUUUCAUAUACGCAAAGGCUGUCGGGUUUUAAAGCAAUUAUAUAGGCUACAACCAAUAUUUAAAACAAACUUACCUUCGUUAACGUCAGCUCCCUUCUUUUAGCCGAUUAUUUCGCCCUUUCUUUCUUUCUUGAAAUUUACAAAAUUUUGCAAAAAUGCGAGCAAAAAUGAAAUAUAUUUGCAAGAAAUUUAUUAAUCAUGCAUCAAGUCAAGAAAUGUUUGCUAUUUCGUUGUCGUCAUGCAGUCGUUAUAAUGCAAACCUUAAAUUUGACCAAUCACAGUGUUCGCUAUCAUGACAGUCCGCCAUAUUUUUGAGAUCAGUGAGGAUGACCACCCACGGACAAUAGCGAGCUUAAGCAUGUAGGACGGCAACACGACCACGACGGCGAAAACAAAUUCCUUCAAAUAAAUGAUAGUAAAGAAAACUUGUCGUAUAUUAUAAUUCCUAUGAAUUUAAUACAGUAUAGGAAGCUGAAAACAUUGGCUUUAUGUUUGGGAAGAGUUCUACUGACCGAAUUUUAAGUUGCACUUGUUACGGCUUGAAGUACAGACGUUGUAUAAAAGACGUGAAAAUCUGUGAUUUGCCGUUGUAAACAGAACGACGACCACGUCUGAAACUCUCCUGGGACUUUAAUUAUUUAUUUAUUUUCAUUGACUCAUUGUAUUUGUUGGCGUCGUCGUCGUGUUGCCGUCCUACACGCUUAAGCUCCCUAAUGAGCCACGCCCGCGAUCAUUGGUGAACUUUAGACUUCGCUAAUGCUUUCGUUUCCCCGGGUGUAAAUAGCCGGGGGAAUUAGUACCCUCGCACGGCGCUUUGCGCCGUCGGCUCGGGGAUUAUAGGGAAAAUGUACCACAUUUGGGCUGAAAGUGGUGCACUUCCCCGUGCGUAAUAUAAAUUAAUACAAAAUUUGCAAAUUUCGUAGGGCUAUAUUUUCCUUAUUUUACAACAUCUCGCAACCAACCUUUGCAGUUUUACUAAUUUUAACAUGCUUUUUCUAGCUGGGGUGAUGGAUUUUGUUCUUCUUGCCGAAAUAAAAAUUUAGUCCGUAGCUGGAAUCAUCCAUUAGGAAUAGCAACGAUUGACACACCAAUCAACGAAAAGUCCAAUUUAAGGAUAAAAUUUAUUUAUUUUAGCCAGUGCUUUAUAUAAUCCAGAAUCGAACUAGCGAGGAACGCUACGUGCCUGUUAUUUUAAACCGUAUUUAACACAAAGUUUCAUUAGGAGACAUUCAUUGAGGAAUUUUCUAUAGUGCGUAUUUGUGAUGAUAAGCGUUCAAAAUUAAAAGAUCUUUUUGACGUUCCUCUCAAAAUUACUUUGUUUUAACUUUAUUUUCUACUAGUUUAUGCAGUUAUUUUACUUAAUUCACCUUCAGAUAAUCUGUAGAUUGAGAAACAUGAUAAUAUAAAAUUGACCGCAUGUGUACAGCAAUAUAAGCAAAGCGUAUACUGAAGUAUAGACAUCGUUUUCUCUUUAGCGUACCACAUGCACUAAAAUCUCUUUCUUUUAGCAUUAUAUCGCAAAUAAGAUACUAAACAUAAUUUUUUGCUUCAGAUUGAAAAACGUACAAACAUUAAGAAUUUUGAAUGUAUAUUUUGAGCGUGUUAGUUUUAAGCGGGUGUUAUCAUACAAAAUAAAUAAACUCCUCAUAAACUGACAACGGAUAGUCCGUAUAGACACAGCACUAUUCAGACUAUAGAAUAGCGCGCUAUACUGUUAUGGUUUAAGGAGCAAACCACACUUGAUAUUUUAAUUUAUACUACGGCUAAGCUAAUGCCGUAUUCAAAUACAACAAGAAGCCUGCUCAGGCGUUCGCGAUGGCCGAAAAAUGAAAACAUGCAUGUCAGACUGCAACAGAAAGCCAACAGAAAAGAGAGCUUAGAAUGUGAAUUGCCUGGUAGAUCAGGUAUAAAUUACAGACAGCUAACAGCCUUUUUUUAGGAUAUUUCCUUGCAGGGGGGAAGGGACUAUCUCCAAAAGUGUUUUCUUAACCACUGUGUCACUGUGGCAGAGCAUAUAGGUCAGAUUAGUAGGAUUUAACAAGCAUGCAAGAAGGCAUGACCCUAGCUAUAAUGAUACUAAUCUGGAGCGGAGGGGCCAAAAUUAAUUUUGCGGAGUGGCAGAAGGGGAAACUCGGGGGAGGGAACAAAUGGUCCCAGGACGUUCGCGGUGCACCGCCCGCGGCCAUCGCAAUGACGGGUCGUCCGUCAAGACGUUGGCAAUUUCGUGUGAGUAGAGAAACAUAUUAUAGGCAGCUAUGGUUCGUCAGAGGCGUAGCCAGGAUUUUUGGACAGGAGGGGCAGCCAAAACCCAGGUGGGGGCAAAAAAAUUUCCGGACCACAACAUUUUAAAUCUCUCCCCCCCCCGUCGACAACGGUUUUGGUAAAAAAAAUUUCCGGAGAAUAACAUUACAAUUGCUUUCGUAGCACUUUUCCCGAUUUCCGUAUCACUUUUUCCGAUGCUUCACGACGAAGAUUCCGACAACAUUGACAAUAGAUAGCUUAAGAGGCUGUCUCCCUAAAAACCACUCAUAUAUUUUAGGUAAAAAGCAAACCCACCUAAAACUUUAUGACCAGGAAGGUUUGAGCUUUUAAUUACCUGAAUCGGUUUUAUUUUUCUCAAAUAUUUUAUUUUUAUCCAGAUAUAGCGAUCAAUAGUCCCAGGGAUCUCGGAAGCAAAAUGGCGGCCGUCUAAAGACGACAUUUCCUACUAAUUCGGUUGCCGCAUACGCGGAACUCUGACUUCCAAUCUCAAUCUUGAUUUCAUGUAUUAUUUAUUCAAAACUUUGCACAACGUAACCACGUCUGAUCCGCCUUGUCUGUAAGGCCAACACACCACGUCGAGUAGAAUUUGAUAUUCCCGAAUCUGGAUUGAAAUUUCCACAACUAACUACCAUAGUUGUGUUAUAUAAUAAUUAGUUGAAUAAUAUAAUAUGUUAUUUCGUGUGGAUCUGUUUGCGUUUCUUCAACAGAAUGCUGUCAAUAUCCAUCAAAUUCGGCUUAAUUCGCAAACGGAAACAAUUGGCACUGCCAACUGUUCAAGUACUGUUGGCCAGAAUAAUUCGCUAAAUACUUACGAGAGCACAUGUCAAGUAUUGUGUUUUAAAAAAGCAAUGUUAAGUAGUUUCAAACUAAAAACUACUUGAAACUUCUGGGAAAUCAUAAAUAUAGAAAAUAUCUUGAUUCUAGCACAUUGCCAACAACAGAAAACGACAGGUCACGCACACAGUUGACCAUUACCUCUAUGCCAUUACGUUUAAUGUUUUACGCGUUGUACCUUGCAAGUUUGGUAAACAAAUGUGUGAUGAUGAAAGUUUAGUAAAAACCGGGAAUAUUCCGUAGUGACCAGGAAUAUUCCUGCUUUAUAUAUUUCUGCUAUUAUCAAAAAUCUUAUUAUUUAAAUACUUUCCCAUAUAUUUUUCCCGCAUCACGGUACUAUACUUCCGGUAUGCCGCAUAAUUGAAAUCAACAUACAUAUGUCAUCAUUAAUUUUCGUCACUGGGCGCUUCUAGCUUUUAGAUCGAUGCUUUUUCCAAUAUUAUAUUAUUGCAAACGUAGUUCUGUCGCAUUAAUAUUAUAUUUCAGAUUCUUCAAUCAGAACGUUCUGCUCCUCUUUUUUGAUAGCUUCGAGUUGUGCCUUCUUCCUGGCUUUUGCUUCCUUACUGAUCCUAGCAAGCCUACGCCCAGCCUCCACCCUUCUGGGAUCCUUGACGCGGAUCUUUACCGGAUUUGUGACAGGUACUGCCGUUGUAUCUGGGUUUGCUUCCGACAUGGUUCCUUUUUAUUUAUAGCAGGAUUUAACUAACUUGCGAGUGGUCUUAAAUCUAGUCAGGGGUAUCUCACGAGUAGAUCUGAGUUAACUUGCAAGUAGAUCUGAGUUAACUUGCAAGUAGAUCUGAGUUAACUUGCAAGUAGAUCUGAGUUAACUUGCGAGUAAUCUUAAGUCUGCUCAGAAGUACCUCAAAUUCAGAAUCAACAGUUUAUAGACAAGACUUCCUACAUAUAAACAAAGGAACCAUGGAACGAUCAGUCAUAAGGAGAAAACGUAGGCAUGGAUUAUUCAUCGACUGCCACGAAAAAGUAACACGGAUCGAAAGGAUGUGUAAAAGGGUCAAUUAUGAGGACAUGAUGUUUAUUGUAGAAAAAAUCGAUCACGAAAAUAGAAAAUUGAUAAGAUAUGGUUUCGGAAGUGGGUUAAUGGGAAAAAACGCUGAAAUACGUAAAGUAAUGCCGGACAUAGCAUGGAGAGGGGAGGAGGGUAUACUAGUUAUCGCUAAACAGCGAAACAUGUUACAUCAGAAACACAAAGGAAAAGGGAGACGUGAUCAACCUGGGUCCUGCUGACUUCCUUACCCCCGGCAACUAUAAAGGAAAGAAGCUAAACGAAAUGGGAGUUGUCCUACCAGGAUCUAGUCAGGCUGCCAAAACCUAAGUGACGCAAUUGUGGAUCCUCUGCCUAAAAAUAAGCAUUUUAAACCUGAAAGCGGUGUUUUUGCCCUAAAAUAGGGUGUUUUCAUACACCUUCAUGCUAAAAUCUAGCCAGGUAGUGACCUGGUGGGGUUUUCAGACCAUAGGACGCAGGUGCGGACGACCUGUCCUAUAGAUGGAAUCAACAGCUUAUAGACAAGACUUCCUACAUAUAAACAAAGUAACCAUGAGACAAUUCAGGAAGAGGGCCCAACUUUACUUUAACUGUUCGAAAAAAUGGAUCAUAUUGAAAGGAUGCUUAGACGGGUGGAAUACAAGGACAUUGUGUUUAUCAUGGAAAUCGGUACCGGUUACGGUCCGGCAAGGCUUAAAGUUAAGUUCGGAAUGGGGUGGAUGGGAAAGGGGGCCGAAAUCCAUGUCGUAAAUAAUUUGGGAGAACCAAAAGGUAUUAGGGUUUCAAUAACCAUUUCGGAAUUCACGCGGGUGUACUAUUGCCGCAUCGAAAAUCAGAAGGAUAAAAAAGAUAAAAUCUAUCUAGAUGUGCCGAACGGCAUCAGCUACCCCUACACCCGCUUCCUCUACCCCAGACUCUGGCACAUGGUAGAGCGACAAGAGGAAGCAGAAGAAAUGGAUGAAAUACGUAGGGAGAUAAUGGAAAUGUCGGACGAGGUACUGAACUGGGAGGAGGAAAUGCUGGACGAUAUGCAGAUAGAAUCCGAAAUGGAAGAAGCCCUUCAGGGUCAAGUUGAUUAGGGUUGCCAGGUAGUGAUCUGGUUGGGUUUUCAAGUCUAGGAACGCAGGUGCGGAAAAUAUGUCUCGCAAACAGAAUCAACUUUUCCAAAACAAAUCCUAUACAAUAAAGGGGACAUCUCCCAUACGUCCGAUCGUCCGAAAAACUUGGAAGUAUUCAUUGCUUUUUCAAACCUUUUAGGUCUGGAAAAACAGAAUCAACCUUAAAACCACCUUAUAGAUAAGUUUUGCUAUAUAAUAAAAGCAAUGAAUACUUUUAAUCCAAGUAUUCCAAUUUCGGACAGAAAAUUCGAAUCCAUUGAACGAAUGAGGACUAACGUCCUUGAGAAGGCCAGGGAGAGAGGUCUAGAAAUAGAAGGGAAAAUUAACAACCACUUCGACGAACUGAUCAAGAAGGAGAAGAGGAAGAUCGUCGGAAAGGAAGUUAAAUCGGCAGCAAGACAGUUCCGGAAACGGAGAAAACAAACCGAGGCCGACGCGAAAAGGGAAAUAAGGGAUGCAAAGAAGUGGAAGAACGACAUCGCUAAGGAAGAGAAAAAACGCCGAAAGGAAGUUACGGACUGGAAAGCCGAGGCCCAAAAGUGGAAGAAGGAAACACAAUUAACGACUACGGCGGUACGCAAGAGCCCGGGAAAGACGGGCCGAGGAAAACCGUAGGAUUGCAGAGGGUAAGUGGAAGGGUAAGAAGAAAUGCGCCAAACUCCAGCUAAAACUUGAGGACAAACUAAACAAAAUCCGCAACCAGCGAAGCAGACUAAGUUUUACCCCCAACCAUCACAGACAUCAAACAUGCACACGGUAAAACGUUAAGGGGGUACACAAUCCCGGUAACCGCCCCAUUAACCCACAAACAGGUCAUAUCCUUAUCAAAAGAGGAAGUCCUAAAACUAAUUGAUUCCCUGAAAAAGCCCAUAAAGGUACAAAUCAGACUAGAAUGCAUUAUGGAAAAAACAGAUCCCAUUACAGGAGAAGUCACUACGGACACCUACUACCCAAGUAGCUUCACAUCCAGCAUCUUUCCCACGACCAACACCUCAGAGAAGUACGACGAAGCGACCGAAAAAAUCUCAAAGGAUAUAUCCGAAUACCAGAAGAGCGGAUCGGGAUGGACCCUAAAGAAAACCAUCAAAAUGAUUAUAAAGGUCACAAAGUACCAGAUCGUGAGGGGAGCCGGAUUUUCCGAACUCCCUAAAUUCAUUACUAGAAAGAAGACGGUCAUCAACAUAAAGAACGAAGACGACAUGUGCUUCAAGUACGCGGUCACACGUGCCCUACACCCAGUAGAGAAGAAAGCAAACGUUGUCAGCAAACUUCUCAAGGAACAAACCGAAAACUACAACUGGGAAGGACUAACAUUUCCGGUUGCUGUUAAGGACGUAAAAAUAUUCUCAAAAAAUAAUGACAUUGGAAUUAACGUUUUUGGUAUGGAGGAGAUCAUGGAAACAGACCCGGAUAGUGAUCGUCUGAUAGCAGCAAAAUACGUCCAACUGCUAACGGAACCGACCGAGGAGUACGAAAAGGUCAUCAACCUCUUUUGGCAUGAUGACCACUUCAGCACCGUAAAGUGUCUAAGCCGACUCCUCUCCAUUCAGGUAAGUGGGAAUGGUAGAUCAGAACAUUUCUGUCCGUACUGUCUAAAUCAUUUUGGAACAGAACAACUUAUGAAUAGUCACACCAAGGAUUGUUGUGAAAGUCGACAGCGAACAAUAUUUCCGGCUGCAGUAGGCGAUACAAAGGCAAACGGGAAGAAACAGGAGGAAAAACCAAUAAUAACGUUUAAAAACCACAAACACACCACGGAUGUACCGUUCUCAAUACAAGCCGACACCGAAUGUAUGAUCAUGGAUAUUCCGGACAAACACUGGGAAGACAAAAAAGUCGGACUAGGCACAAGAAAGAGGUUCAGAAAAGUACACGUACCAUAUAUGGCCGGAUUCGACAUCACAUCAAACAUGAAAACCGAGGGAUUCGAACCUACCAUGGUUAUCAUCAGAAAAAAGGACGACGACCACGACCUCAUGAAGGAAUUUUGUAAAGCAAUGUCGGAAGCCGCCGCAAAGCUGUACGACAAACACUUCAAAUCCAAGUUUCCAAUAAAUAUGUCUCCGAAGGACGAAAAAGACUACAACUCAAGCGAAAGAUGCUACCUGUGCUCUGGACUAUUCAACCUCGUUCCCAGGCUCUUUGUUCUUGGGAAGCAAAGACCCUGGUCGGAGCUGGUCACGUGACCCAUAGAAAAUUGAUAGCCCAAGAGGGGGAUGGAAAAGUCUCAUAUUACAUGUUUCCACUUCCGCAAUUUGCAGUUCGAUUGCAAGGAGUGGCCGUUCUGUACAAUCAUCUAAUUCAUCUUCGAGAAUCAUAUAUACCUCAAACUACUUGCUAAAUUGGUUUCUGUUUGCUUUUAAAUUAUACAAACAUGCUAAAAUGCAGAUUCUUAUAGCAACAGAAAAUUCAGGAAAUCAAGCAACGAGAAUGUAUGACUGUACCGUCUGUACGCUUUGAAAUAUUUUUAUUUUCUCGGGGUUCGCCGGUUCGGGCGUAGUUAAAUUUCACGCGUACGUUUCUGUUCUGGCUCUGAUAUUUAUAAUAUGCUUAUUAUAUGCCAAUGAAUUGUUCUGAUAUGGACACGGUAUAAAUUUUGUUAAACAGAUGUCUCAAAAUCGACUGUUUAUAGGUCGUAGGAUUAGCGCCUUGCCGGUCUUAAACGUGACACAUUUGGACACAAGCCAAAUACACAUUGAAUAUCCAUUCUAUUGAUUCUAAAACUGUUUAUAGACAUAUUGCUCUAGAUUUUUUUUAAAAGGUUAUCAUCGUUUAUAUUAAACACCAGGAAGAUAAAAUAUAACGUACAAAAUUGUUUGAAAUCGACAGUGCACAGCUGACAUACGACAAUUCAUUAUUCUCAACUGCAUGAAUUUCCUUUUUUGUCUGCACGAGUACCUGUUGGUUGAAGCCAAAAUAUUGCACAGCAUCUCCUAUAAAUUAUAUCGCCAUUUACCCUCUCCCCUUAAAUGCAAAGGAAUGACAGCAGAAAAGGUUUAGCAAAGUAUUUUUAUUACAUCUGGUAUAAAGUGUCCUACGUUUUAUCAGGGAUAUACAUAAUUCAUAAACUGUACCGGGUGUCCCAAAAAAAAGUACUCCUGUUCGAUUCGUAAUAACUUCCAAACAAGUAAAGAUUUUUUAGAGAAAUAACUUGCAUUAAAUAGAGAAAGGACUAACUUAGAUUUUGAUAUAUUACAGUUGUAUUUAACUUAAAAAUUCACGGAGAUAUUAAUCUUUAAAAUCGGGAGCAUAUUUCUGGAUGUGUCUGAAAUAUGCAAAAAACGGCGUAUCAAAUAUUAAUCAAGAUUUGCCCGACUGAAACAUGCACGAUUACCAGUAAAUAAAUGACACUUGACAAAUUGUUUAUUAUGAAACAAAGCAUUAUUAUAUCUACAAAAUACAAGCAAGAUUUAUUCGUCCGAAAUUCGCGUAUGUUCCUAGCACGAAUACGUUUCCUUAUUUCAUGAGACCACUGCAUCUCGAAGGAUUGUCAUGGAUCGUUCAUAGUUCUGAAUUAGGGCAUGCUGUCACAAUGGAAUUGUGAAGCACUUCUAACUUCUGUAACGUUUUGAAAUCUUGUUAAGAACACCCAAACUCUUUUGCCUUUUCUUAAUCUUGGCAAGUUCAGAGUAAACUGAGAAUUAUAUGAAACACAAUCAAACCAUAUAACUCCAUAAGACAUAACAAUUAAGCAACUCCCCAGAGACAUGCAACAUUUUUGGAACAAAACCUAACAAAAUAGUAGCGUUGAUACGGUGAUGUGUAUUUGCAAAAACCAAUAUUAUUUCCUUCAAUAAAGAAUAAUAUUCAUCCUGCUCUAACCGAGAAAUAAUCAACUCAGUCUGUUUGAACCCAUUAAAAACAUAAAAAAUUAGGCUAUUUAAGAAAAAUUUAAGCGCCUGCCUUCCAUGGUCUUUCAUGUACUUUUAAGUUUGUGAAGACCUAAUAUUAAAUACUUGCAUAAUUUCGAACGUUCAUAUUUCAGGAAACAAUGAGCUAAGACUUACAUGUAAGAUGUCUAAAUCUACGCCAUAUCCCUUACAAACCCUAACGAUAAUUCGCUGAAAUACAAGUUAGCCUGAUAUGUCAUUAAGCAAACAAAUUAACGCUGGAGUUAAUAUUUGAUAUGCCGAUUUUUGCUAAUUUUAGACACAUCCCAAAAUAUGCUCCCGAUUUUGAACAUUAAUAUCUCCGUGAAUUUUUAAGUAAAACACAACUGUAAUAUAUCAAAAUCUAAGUUAGUCCUUCCUCUAUUUAAUGCAAGUUAUUUAUCUUUAAAAGCUUUACUUGUUUAGAAGUUAUUACGAAUCAAACAGGAGUACUUUUUUUUGGGACACCCGGUAUAUGAUGCACACGUACAAAGUCUCGCUUAUAUUAAUGAGUUUUACAGUAACAAACCUUUUAAAGUUUCCAUUGAUUGAUAGGUUGUUUGCCUCCAAUAUUUUUUGGUAAAACAGAUUAAACUUUUAAAAUGUCGCUUAUAUUACAGAAUACGUUAAGCAUUAAAGUUGAUUUAAAUAUUGAUAACUCACAGCGGCACUAAUCCAUUAUACAAGUCUAAAAAAGCUGGAUUAUUCUUCAAAAAAGCCCUCAAUGGACAAUGCCAAUGUCAAUGAAAGGUCUAAUAUUAUACAUGUUGCAAAUUACUGUAUACACAAAAUAUGAAAUAAUUUAUAUAAAGUACAAUACCAGUGUCUGGUGCAUAUAUCGUCCUAGAUAUUCAAGUUGUACCGCACGCACGGAAACGCACGGAGGAGUCUUGGCGUUUGUGUGAUAACAGAUAGCUAGCUACACUUCGACAUUAUUUUUCUUGAUCGUUGAGUUUCAGCAAUGUAAAUGAAAUGAAUUUUAUAGCCAGUCCAUAACGGGUUUUAAUCCUGUGCUUUAGCUUUUACAGUCAAAAUAGCACUAUUGUUUACACAUGUUGGCGAUGUUUGGGAAAUCAAAGGAUCCCGUUAUAAAAUAAAUCUUUUGUUUUGAAUAUCAGACAGGAUACACUUCAACUAUAAAGAACCAUAUCGUUCGUUUAAUACCGUUUGAUCGAUCAGUCUGUGUAGAAGAUAUAUAUGUUUCUACGGCGAUACGUGCUAAACUUCGCAAGCCAGGCGCGUGUGGAGUGUUUUCCUUGCAAGUGAAAUAUGAUCCAGCUUCUCACUUGAAAUGUAACGCAACACUUAUUAUUGAUGACAUUGAGGAUAGCAGGAAGUCUUUGUCAUGAUCGGUACGAAUUUAGAGCAGUUCCUUUCACAAUCUCUUGUUGCAAAUUACAUUUUUAUCAUCCGAAAUUAUAACACAUAAAGUUGCAAUUUUCCAAACGCAACAAACAGACUCCUCUACUACCCCUCCCUGAGGUCAAAUUCAAUUUACCCCCAAAAUCUGGGGGUUCACGUGACCAGCUCCGACCAGGAUCUUUGCUUCCCAAGAGCAAAGAGCCUGGGAACGAGGUUGGGAACUAUUUUACCCAGACAGCGGCAGCAUAUACCGAAAAGUCAGGGACCACUGCCACUUCACGGGAAAAUACCGGGGAGCAGCACACAGCAUAUGCAACAUAUGGGCAAGUAAGCCAGACUUCAUCCCGGCACUAUUCCACAACCUUGAAGGCUACGACGAGCAGCUCUUCCUACCCAGCCUAGCCGCAAACGGGGAAAACGUAACAAGCAUCCCCUUAAGCGAGGAAAAACAGAAGAGCAUCUCCAAAGAAGUCCUAAGGACCAACGUACCAGGAAACAAAGACGGCAAAACAAAGGCCUUCAACCUGAGAUUUAUCGACAGCGCCAACUUCCUACAAUCCUCCCUACAAAAACUGGCAGAAAACCUACCCAAGAACGGAUUCAACUAUCUGGAGAAAUUCGUCGGAAAGGAUCCAAUCCUAAAACAGAAGGGUGUAUUCCCAUACGAAUACAUCGACAGCAUGGAAAAACUGAACGAAACAUGCCUUCCCCCCUAGGAAAAAUUCUUCUCGUCGCUAACAAACGAAGGAAUAUCCGACGAGGAUUACACCAGAGCACAUGAGGUGUGGAACAGAUUUGAGUGCAAGACCCUAUGGGAGGUCUACCUCAAAACGGACAUCACCAUUCUCACAGACGUAUUCGAAGACUUUAAAGUUCACCAGAGUAAAACUAGACCAAAUAACCGAUCCGGAUAUGUACCUUAUGAUCGAAAAGGGCAUACGUGAUGGAAUAUGCAUGGCCGUAACGAGAUACGCCAAAGCAAACAACCCACACCUAAAGGACUACGAUCCGAACAAAGAGAAAAGCUACUUCCGCUACUGGGAUGCUAACAACCUCUACGGAUCUGCCAUGUCAAGACCCCUUCCAGUUCAGAACUUUAAAUGGAUGACGGAAGACCAAUUCGAAAAAUGGCGCGACUACCCAUGCUUUCUGGAAGUCGACCUGGAAUAUCCGGACAGCCUCCACAGCCUUCACAACGAUUAUCCCCUAGCACCCGAAAGGAUGAAGAUCGGAAAAGUCGAUAAGCUAAUAUGUAAUCUUAACGAUAAGGAUAGGUACGUCGUCCACCACAAAACCCUAAAGUUCUACCUCAAACUCGGGCUGAAACUCAAGAAGAUACACCGUGGAAUAGAAUUCGACGAGGAAGACUGUUGAGAUAUACGACUCGAAAGUUGAGAUAUACGACUUCUGGUACAACUACGCUAAACCCACAUGGAACGAUAAGGUCAGACUGGUCAUGACAGACACAGACAGCCUAUUCGUACACAUCAGGACAGAUGAUGUGGAUGCAGACAUUCUCAAAAGAGGUGACCAUCUCAAAUACUUCGACCACAGCAACUACGACGAAGACCACCCAAUGUACUUUUCUGACAACAAAAUGAAACUCGGCUUCAUGAAAAACCAAACGGGUGGAGAGGAGAUAAACGACGCGUGUGCCAUACGAGCAAAGAUGUAUGCCUUCAGGAUGAGCGAUGGAUCAGAGAAAAAGAAGGCAAAGGGUGUUCGAGGGUAUAUCGUAAAGGGUGGUCUUACAUUCGACGACUACGUCAACUGCAUGAACGAUCCCGGAAAGAAACAUAUGGUGGAAAUGAACGGACUCCGUAGUUACCAUCAAACUAUGUACUCCGAAAACGUCAACAAAGUCGGACUGUCCGCAAACAACGACAAACGCAUCAUCUGCGAAGACGGAAUACAUACCAUGGCAAUAGGACACAUGGAUUUAAGACAGUAGAAAUCCUAACAAACCGAUUUUAAUAUUCAAAGGAACAUUAAAAUUUGAAUGGAUUCAGGUACUCAUCUAUUUACCCCUAGUCGAACGCAAAAGCCUCUUCCAAGGCUCCGCCUUCCUUUCCCUCAGGUAUACCCCCUUCUGAAGUAGUACCUGAACGGAUACCAUAUCCCCGGACACAUAUAUGCUUGGAAACCUAACCAAAGCAUCCAGAUGGAAGUGCUUGUCGAUGGGUUUCAUGGGAUCUGUAUCCCCUUCCCCAUCCUUAUACAUCUCCGUGGUCUUGUCGAUUUUUGCGUAUAGGACGGGUUGUUUCCCACUCCGAUACAAGCAUCUUAUGACUUUUGUUUCGGACUUUCCGACCUCUUCGGCACAUCUUCUCUCCAGUACUUCCAAGGCCGAUAAGAAGUCCUUGUGGUCUCCAACCGCCAGUGGGAUGGUGAAGUUCUUCCCAAACUUCUUGUCCUUAUUGAUCCCGUAAGCCAAUUAAGCAGUCCUUCAGCUGGAGGAGUAAGGGUCCGCCAUCCUCCGCCACAAGUCCAAUGCUUUCAGACCCAAAUCUGUUUCCGACAGGUUCCUCAAAGUCAAACGAGUCUCCGGAGAAGUCUGAUACUCUGGUAAUUGACAUGGUCCCUUUUAUUAUACACAAACUUUUCUCAACCAUUUACUCCACCAAAACUCCAACAAGCAUGCGGGACGCGGCGGGUGCGGCGGGCUUGCGGGCGAUGUGGGGGACGGUGUGAAGGGGCUUCCGAAAUACCGGGUCAACACCCACGAGGAUUUGCGGCAAACUGUCAGAGCACGUCUGUGCGUACUUGCGUGCUUGCGUGUUCGCGACCACGGAUGCGCGAGGACGGGGGGGUCCGGCAGGCAGAGGACCCCUAGGGCGGCGCGGGGAAUUUGGCAACCGGAAGUGACGUCAUCGAUUCUAUUCCGGGAAGGCGGAAUUCCGGGAAUGGGAUUCCAGGCGUGCCCGUACUUGCCCGGAUCCACUAUAAUUCUCCUUACAUGAAGUAUUAACCAAAGAGUAGCCAGAAUCCGCAUAUUGACACUACUCACACGAAAUAACAUAUUAUUUAACAAUUAUUCGCCGAAGGCGAGGUGAUUAUCGGUGAAUAAAAACCGAGACGAAGUCGAGGUUUUUAUUCACGAUAAUCACCGAGCCUUAGGUGAAUAAUUGUUUUAGUAUAAUUUCAUAGGUGAUUAUAUGGAAAAAAUAAAAAAAUACACAUUUCUUCGUCAUUUAAUUGACAAAAAGGCUUCGGCCGCCAUUUUGAAAAUCGCUUAGGUGAUUAUCGCGUAAUAAUCACCUCAACGGCAACCAAUCAGCGUGGAGAAUUUUCAAUAAUCACCUAUGUAAUUAUACUAAAACUAAUUAUUAUAUAACACAACUGUGGUAGUUAAUUGUGGAAAUUUCAAUCCAGAUUCGGGAAUAGCAAAUUCUACUCGACGUGGUAUGUUGGCCGUACAGACAAGGCGGAUCAGACGUGGUUACGUUGUGCAAAGUUUUGAAUAAAUAAUACAUGAAAUCAAGGAUGUUAGUAUUAACGAUAAAUUUCAACCACUUGUUGUUAAAAAAUAUCCAACCGGAAUUGAGAUUGGAAGUCAGAGUUCCGCGUAUGCGGCAACCGAAUUUAGUAGUUUUCAACCGCCAUUUUGCUUCCGAGAUGCCUGGGACUAUUGAUCGCUAUAUCUGGAUAAAAAUAAAAAAUUUGAGAAAAAUAAAACCGAUUCAGGUAAUUAAAAGCCCAAACCUUCCUGGUCAUAAAGUUUUAGGUGCGUUUACUUUUUACGUAAAAUAUAAGUGGUCGGUUUUUAGGGAGACAGCCUCUUAAAAGAUCUACGACUUCGACAUCAGCUAGGACGUCAGGGUUAAGCAGAGGCAGUGGACUAGGACGUCGUCCUAAAUCAAUAAGAUUCACGACGUAGACAUUUAAACUAUAAAAAACAAUAAUAAAUAAUAUUUAAAAUUUAUAUAGCGCAAAAUACAUAUGUAUAUGAUCUAAUGCGCUUAAAUAUUCACAUCCUUUUGAAAAUGAAUUUAAAGGAGACGGUGAAUUCAUUACCAUUAUCGUUUGUUGUGCUCUUGUAUCCACGACAGUAAAACUCUUGUUGUUACGUUGUCGACGUUUGGUGGAGCACGAGCAAAUUGAGAGAACACAUGCACACUUCAAAAACUAUACCAAUUUACUUCCGCUUGUCGCCCAAAAUGUUUGACGUCGUGGAUCUUGAGCUAUCGACUUAUUUAGGACGACGUCCUGGUCCCAGUCCUCUGCUUUGCCCUGACGUCCUAGCUGACGUCGACGUCGUAGAUCUUAAGCUAUCUAAUUUUCCAACGGGUCUCAACAUGAAGCUAUAUAAUCAAGGAUUCCCUUUUUUAUACAAUACAUUUUAUCAGUGGGGCCCCAAAAUUUUGCCAGGGGGGCCGGGGCCCCGGCCCCAGCACUGGCUACGCCUCUGUGGUUCGUCUCAACAAAUCGACAGCGAUCUCCUCUCUUCUCGAAUUUCAUCUAGAGGGAUACGAUCGUCAGUCUCUAGUCUACAGUUAAUCGCUUAUGAGUUUGAACCAUUAGUCAUUACAUUUAACCACAACGUCAAAGUCAACAUUGUCAAAUAUGCAUGAUCAAUUUGUGGCCUUCAACUAGUUAACGUAACGAAGCAGUAGAAAGAGGCCAAUUAAAGUCGUUCGCGUACCCAGAGCUAAGACGUCUUGUCGCCCUACACAAAAAGAUUACGCUAUAGGUACCAGAAUGGAUCAAUUUCAGAAAAUAAUGUUGAAAGUAAUAAAAGAAAAAUAGGUAAAUUUGAUCCGCGGGUUGACCAUUAUCUGCUACAUGAUAGUGCUUAGAAAAACCCAGUUAUUUAAUCAGAGCUUUCUAACCACACAACGUUUUUCUGGUUCUUGUUUAGGUUCUAUAAUAGCAGUGCGUCAAGGUGAACUGAUUCCAUUGGAUGGAGUAGUGGUGAAAGGUAGCGCAUCUGUAGACGAGAGCUCAAUUUCAGGCGAAGCUGCGCCCGUGGAGAAAACUCUGAAGUCCCAAGCAUACAGCGGUACUGUUAUCCAACAUGGCUACCUUGAACUGGAGACAACCUCUUCAUCAACGUCAUCAACGAUUUCAAAAAUUGCAGCGAUGGUGCAAGACGCGCAGAUGAAUGUCUCGCCAACUGAAAUAAUGAUGAAUAAAUUUGCGAGCUAUUAUACCCCCUUGGUCGUGCUACUCGCCGCCAUAGUCUUCCUGAUACCCUUGAUUUUACAUCUCUCUGGUGUGUACGGGGGCAGUAUCAAGACUUGGGGAGAACGAGCGCUCAUCGUGUUGGUCACCGCUUGUCCAUGCGCUCUCCUGAUGGCCACGCCUGUGGUAGUUAUCUGUGGAAUAAGCGGUGGGGCACGCCUUGGGACGCUGAUAAAAGGAGGCACUUUUCUCGAAGCUCUCUCCCAAAUCGAAUUUCUCGCAUUUGAUAAAACAGGGACUUUGACCGAAGGAAAAUUUCAGGUGAGAUUGAAUUUGUGUGUUUGGCGGCAAAUUUAUGCAAUAUGAAUAUUUAAUAUUAUUUCUUACAUACUCUAUAUAAAAUAUUCCUAAUUCUGUUCCCAACUUCGCAAUUCGAAGUUUCCGCUCGCUACUCUGGUUUUAGUAAAUGAAUGCAAUACCCGGUCAAAUUGCAUUCGCGACCUAACGUUUCGACACUCCAGCAUAGUGCUUCUGGGCAACGUCUUUGUCCAUAGUGAUUGCUAUUGAUAAUUAACAAAUCGAAUAGGUUUUGUGUUCAUUGACAGUAUAAAAACCAUGCAGAGUAGCGAACGAAAUUAUGAUAUUAUACCUGGUUGCCGUGAACUCGCAAACUCUAUUAAAUUUCUAAACUUUAUAUUCUUGGGUUUUAUGGAGCAGAUAUUGGCAUGUUCAUAUAUUUUAAUAGGUUUGAUAACACAUAUUCGUUGUUACGGUCACACACGCGUGCGAAAUUCAUUCUACAAAUAGCCUACAGAGCGUUUGCACAUGACUUCACAGCCGCCAUGUUGGUGUUCCAAUUCAAUUAAAAGAAUUUUAUUCAGACUCUUUUGUCUGGAACACCAACAUGGCCGCCAUGGCUUUUGUUCAGUUGGUCCCUGGGGAAUAAGUGCCAACGUUCUUUUGUUUCGUGUGCUUAAAAAAGGAGCACCGACUUUUUCAUGCAUCGUUUUACUAACAACAGCCAGAAUAUUAAAAAAUUCUGUAAUGGCAUUUUCUUUAAUAACUAAAAACGAAAUACUUCCGUCAAUUUUUAAUUUUUGGUACAACGAAAGACACUUAUAACUUAUAAAAUACAGCAUGCAAAAUUUGAACAUAAGUUUGAAGAUGGCGUGAGCAACUGACCAUGUUAGGUGAUCGAAAAUUCUUUAGCUCAUAUUCCCGCGGAAACGAAUGGUCACGCGGGUUUGUUCGAAUAGCAUAAAGUUUUGCGAGGAUUACUAUAUCAGAGCCACCUUAAGUAAUAUUAGUUGCAUUACUCCUUUCAACACAAGACGAUUCAACUGGUGAAUGAAAAAAGUGUUGCCUAUUUUAAAAUGGUUAUUUUUUUCUAUGACUUAGUCUUGAGUGUGGUCGGUUCAGAACGUUGACCUUGUACAGUUUAUCUUAAGGUGGUUGAUCUUAUGACAGCAAGUAAAGAUGAAGAGAAUGAUGUGAUGCGCUGGGCAGCCGCUUUGGAAAGCAAAUCAAGUCAUCCGUUAGCGGCAGCCGUUGUGACCGAGUUCACGGGAGAGUGUGUUGCUGAUUUCGUGAAUGAUGUCGAAGAGAUCCAACUGCCUGAUGUCAGCAACUUCAAAACGAUGGAAGGCCAAGGUAUAUCUGGAGUUGUCGAGGGUCAUUUUAUCGAUAUUGGCAACCCGGCAAUGUUGGAAAGAUUGGACGUGAAGCUAACCCCUGAAUUUGAGACUGAAUACGAUAGACUCUGCGCCGAAAGCAAAACCGUUGUGUUCGUCUGUGUUGACGAGGAACUGGCACUAAUGAUCUCAUUGGCUGAUAUCAUACGCGAGGAGUCUCAUUUGGCUCUUAGAUGGCUUCAAGAUUUAGGCGUGCAUCUGGCUAUGUUGACCGGAGACUCCAAGGAGACGGCAACCGCUGUACAAAAGCAACUCAAACUCGACUCGUGCGUCUCAGAGAUGAAGCCGGAUGAUAAGCUGAAAUGGAUUACGAAUAUUAAAGAGGAACAUACGCUCAGGAAACGCCGCUGUUGUAGAGGG